GGCCAGGAGCGUCAGAUGGGAGAUCUGACGGCGGGGCGGAGGAGAGACCUGAACCGGCGGGCAGGGGAACGAUGUCGUUGCUUGUUCUUCUGGCUGAGGCGUCCAUCCCCUUUACCUCCGCUGUGUGUUUCAAAGGCCGAUAUCUGCGCUUCCCUUGCGGACCGAGCUCUGUCCCGCUCGCUUACUUCUCUCCCACCGAGCUUCCGAGGUUGGGCAUUCCCACCCUUCCUUCUCUUCUCCUCUCCUUCUCUGCUCUUCUUCUCUGUUGUCUGCGGAUUAGGUCUUGUGGUCUUUCGAGCUUCGCACAGCUUGAGCAAGAUGAGAGAGAUCUUGCACAUCCAGGGUGGGCAGUGCGGUAACCAGAUCGGAUCCAAGUUCUGGGAGGUUGUUUGCGAGGAGCAUGGCAUCGACCCUACGGGGUCGUACAAGGGCGUGACGGACUUGCAGCUGGAGCGCAUCAAUGUGUACUUCGACGAGGCGAGCGGCGGGCGAUAUGUGCCGCGUGCGGUGCUGAUGGAUUUGGAGCCCGGAACAAUGGACAGCGUUAGGACGGGUCCGUAUGGACAGAUUUUCCGACCCGACAACUUUGUGUUCGGGCAGACUGGUGCCGGAAACAACUGGGCUAAGGGACACUACACGGAGGGAGCUGAGUUGAUCGAUUCUGUUUUGGACGUGGUGCGCAAGGAGGUGGAGAGCUGCGACUGCCUGCAAGGUUUCCAGUUUUGUCAUUCUUUGGGAGGAGGGACCGGAUCCGGAAUGGGGACGUUGCUGAUUUCGAAAAUCCGAGAGGAGUACCCCGACAGGAUGAUGCUGACGUUCUCGGUGUUUCCUUCGCCUAAGGUGUCUGACACCGUUGUGGAGCCGUACAAUGCGACCUUGUCAGUUCACCAGCUGGUAGAGAACGCGGACGAGUGCAUGGUGUUGGACAACGAAGCGCUGUACGAUAUCUGUUUCAGGACAUUGAAGCUGAUCACGCCCUCAUUCGGAGACUUGAACCACUUGAUUUCUGCGACAAUGAGCGGGAUCACUUGCUGCCUGCGAUUCCCCGGGCAGCUGAACUCCGAUCUCCGGAAGCUGGCCGUGAACCUGAUUCCGUUCCCCCGUCUACACUUUUUCAUGAUUGGUUUCGCACCGUUGACAUCGAGGGGUUCUCAGCAGUAUCGAUCGCUGACGGUUCCCGAGUUGACUCAGCAAAUGUGGGACUCGAAGAAUAUGAUGUGCGCGGCUGACCCCCGGCACGGUAGGUAUUUGACGGCGUCGGCGGUGUUCCGGGGCAAGGUGUCGACGAAGGAGGUGGACGAGCAGAUGAUCAACGUGCAGAACAAGAAUUCGUCGUACUUCGUGGAGUGGAUUCCGAACAACGUGAAGUCGAGUGUGUGUGACAUUCCCCCGACGGGUUUGAAGAUGUCGUCGACGUUCAUCGGUAACUCGACGUCGAUUCAGGAGAUGUUCAGGCGUGUGAGCGAGCAGUUCACAGCCAUGUUCAGGAGGAAGGCUUUCUUGCAUUGGUACACGGGCGAGGGCAUGGACGAGAUGGAGUUCACGGAGGCGGAGAGCAACAUGAACGAUUUGGUGUCGGAGUACCAGCAGUACCAGGACGCGAGCGCCGAGGAGGAAGGCGAGUACGAGGAGGAUCUGGAGGAGGCUUAGGCGCGCGGUUGGCUGGAAGAAGAGUCGAGAAGCGAUGUGCGGCAGCGGCAGCAGCAGGAGGGGCAGGCAGUCAGGUGCAGCACGUCGCUGGGGUGAUGCGGAGGGACUUUGCCGGUUGGCUGGGGUACAGAAGCGAGGGGUAAAUAUAGUAAGAUUACGCGCGGCGGAAGGACGCGAUGGCCAACGAGGUGGAGGGGUUGGGGCGGUUUUACGUGUACAGUAUGAGACUGACACUGACGUUGAUCCUGCGCGAACCACCGGGGCUAGCGGUAGUAGAUAGUUGGAGCGAGAGUUCGGGAGCGUUGUUGCGGAUAAGCUCCGGCGUUUGACCCCAGGGUGCAACCGUAGUUGCAUGGGGGUGGUGGGGGGAUUGAAAUUGGAACCGGACUUGGAGUUGAGAAGUUCGGGUUGUUUUUGGAGGCAGUUGAAAGACGUUUUUAAGAAGUUUGAGCUGUUGGAAAUACAUUGUUACCCUGAGCUUAA
Molecule: messenger RNA, 2133 nt
Organism: Physcomitrium patens
Lineage: Eukaryota; Viridiplantae; Streptophyta; Bryopsida; Funariales; Funariaceae
Product: tubulin beta chain
Biological process (GO): microtubule-based process
Cellular component (GO): microtubule
Molecular function (GO): structural constituent of cytoskeleton; GTPase activity; GTP binding
Source: RefSeq, a predicted model, not a curated record